Molecule: messenger RNA, 3286 nt
Organism: Leptopilina boulardi
Lineage: Eukaryota; Metazoa; Arthropoda; Insecta; Hymenoptera; Figitidae
Exons: 4
Coding region: 1628-3202 (524 amino acids)
Biological process (GO): SCF-dependent proteasomal ubiquitin-dependent protein catabolic process
Cellular component (GO): SCF ubiquitin ligase complex
Molecular function (GO): protein binding
Source: RefSeq, a predicted model, not a curated record
AACAAAAAAAAAAAUAAUAAUAAUUUUACAAUAAUAGUAUAAAUAUUUUAUUUUAAUUUUCUAGCGAAAAUCUCUCUAAGGGGGAAAGUGUAACGAGCGACUAUAAUCCUCGCUCGAAUCAUUUCGAUGUAUCGAAUGAGCGAUACAUCGAUGUGAUUAAUUAAGAUUUAAAUAAUUUAAUUGAGGAUUAAUUAUAAAACAUCUUAAAACACUUAAUAUUUUCUCACGAUAAAUAUAAUAGAGUCUUUCACAUAAAAGAAAAUAGCAUGACUAAUUCUAAAGUAUUUCCGUCAACUAUUAAGUUUAUUCCAAUAUCGUAUUUCUUUUAGCAACACAAAAUACUAAAAGAGAAAUGUCGUAAAUCAGUCCAAGAAAAUAAGAGAAAAUAUAUUCUCAUAUUUUCUCUCAUUUUCAAAUUUUAAAUGUAAACCUAGAACGUCAUAAAAACCACUUGAAAAAAUGUGAUCCUUUCUAUAAAAAAAAGGGACACUAAACACAUGUUGACCAGACACGGACUUUUAUUACCUUCAAUAGAAAAGUCGCGUACGGGCUAAACAAUGAACGAAAGUUUACAACGGAAAUGCUUUGUAUAAGAAAUGCUUUAUUUAAUAAUAAAUAAUUAAAUAAUUAUUUAUGUACAUGUUUCAGUAUAUUUACACAUUUGUAUUUAAGCGUUAUUAAUAUUGUUAAUUAAUUAAUAAUUGAUUAUCAGAAUAUUAUAAUUUAAUAUUAUUAUAAUUAUAUCAUAAUUAAUAUUGUUAUAAUUAUAUUAUAAUAAUAUAAUUAUGGAUUAACCAUAUAAUGUUGUGAUGAUUAAUGUUUAUUAUAUUUUAAUAAAUAGUAUGUUGUAUGAUGGGAGAGAUUGUGUAUAAUCUCUCUUAUGUAUGUGUGAACAUAUAAGUAACACUAAGGAACGAUGUGAUAAGUGUUAGUGAAGUGAUACACGUAUAGGAGUAGCGAAUACGCUCCAUAGUGAAGCAUGCGCACAAACUCAAAAUGGACCAAAAGCGGAGAGCGACUCCGCUGGACCAAAAACUCUCUAAGUUAGUUCUAAUCUUGACUCUGGCUUGAAAGGUUGUUUUCUAAACUCCUUAGUCAGCUUUGUAUUUUAUCAUAUUAAUAAAUUACAGGGUUUUACCUUCGAAGGAAGAACUAAUAAUUAUUCUUCCUUUGAACGGGUUUCCCUUCCGUUGUAUCGGAAUUUAAUAAUCUUUCAUUUAAACCUUCCCGCUUCCUUCUUAAAGGAUUUAACUAAAGAGAAUCCAGCCAAUCAUAUUACAUUUUUAGAGUUGCGUAAUAAAAGGUAACUCGGCUCGUAACACUGUCAUGCAAAAGACGACGCAAUAUAAUAUUGUCAAAAAUUCAAAUAUGAUUAAAAUAAUUUUAGUGAUUUUAAUUUUAUAACAAAAGAAAAAGUUUAUAUUAUAUUUUUUUUAAUAGUUUAUUCUAUGUUGUCAUAAAAUUAUCUGUAACUGAUAAGAAAAUUUCUUUUAUAUAUGUAUAUAUAUAUAUAUUCAUGUUUUAUAUAAUUUUUAAUCUUUAGUGUUGAUAUCACAUACAGUUCAUUAUUAUUUUUUUUUUUAUCGAAGAUGACAUUAAAUUAUUAAAGUAAAAACUGCAAGGAAUUAUGGGAAAUACGGAAAAUUCAAUGAUUGUUGAAGAUUUAAGUCCUAUUGAAAAUCUACCUGAUGAUUGUUUACGAAUAAUUUUUCAAUAUCUUCCAAUUUUCGACAAGGUCAACAUUGAAAGUGUUAGUAAAAGAUGGCAAAGGCUUAGUCGAGAAUCAUGGUAUUUAUUCAAGAGUCUUGAUUUGUCAUUAACAAGCUGGGGUGGAACAAAUAAAAAACAAAUUGAUAAUGAUAUACUUACAAAAGUUCUUAGUCGUUGUAGUCAAUAUAUAACAGUGGUUAAUUUUACAAAAAAAAGUUUCCCACCAUUUAAAAGAAUAUCAUUUCCAAAUUUUAAUUCAACGACAAUAAUAAUAAUUUGUAGUUCAUGUCCAAAUAUUUAUUCAUUGAAUAUUGCUGAUUUAUCAAUAUCAUGGGACAGUGGAAAUCUCAGUCGUAUGAUGAGAUUUAUGUUUUUAAAUGCAUGCGAACGACGAUUACUUUGUGAUGAAGAAAAUCAACGUGAAUGCGAAAGAACAUUUUGUCUUUGUAGAUUAGAAAAUUCAAUUAGAAUGCCAAUAAAAACAAAACAAAAAGAAGAGCAUAUAUUUUUAGAAUCAUUAAUUGAUUGUUGUCAAAAUUUAAAAGAAUUUGGAAUGAGAAUGUUUUUUUAUGAUGAGACAUUCUUGUGGGUUAAAUUAUUGAAAACAAUGACAAAUAUUAAACAAUUGAGUCUCACUGAAUUUCCCGGAACAUUAUUUACAUAUUUAUCAUUUGAUACAAUUGAAGAAUUAUUUUUAGAAGGAAAUGAUGGAAUUUUUCCUGCGCAUCUUAGUAAUGUAAUUACAAGAUUUAAGAAAUUGAAAACUCUUGUUUUAAAUACUUGUCGAUUUAUCAAUGACAAAGGAAUGAGAAAUUUAUUGAGUCAAACUGAAACUUUAGAAAAUUUAGGAUUGAUACGUGAUUCAAAUUUUCUCUCAAUGGAAGGUGUUAAUUACAUUCCACGUUUUACUUAUUUACGAAAAUUAAAUGUGUGUGGAAAUAAUUUAAUUGAUGAUUAUAUUCUUGAAGCGUUGGCUGUGAAUUGUGAACAACUUAUUUAUUUGAAUAUAUCAAAUUGCAAAAAAGUAACGGAUAAUGGAGUACUGAGUAUUUCAACAUUACCUGAUUUGCAAUUUUUAAUAAUUUCACGAUCACUUAAUAUUACUGACAAAUAUCUUGGAAGUAUUCAUAAUUUAAAAGUUUUGGACUGUCAUCAUUGUCCAUUAAUAAGAGAUGAAGGACUUUGUAUUUUAAUAGAACGUUCACCAGAUUUACGUUUAUUAAUUCUCGAAGGCUGUUGUUUAAUAACUGAAAAUGUUUUCGAUACUGCUGUCGAAGUUGUUGAAUCGGGUUUUAGAAAAAUUAUCCUCAACAUAAGUAUGAGUAGUCAUGUUGAUUUUGAUGUUAAAAAAUUUAAUAACGCCACACCAUUAUUGCGUAUUGUUAAAGAAAUCAAAUAUCAAGAUUCAUGUCGUAUGGAUUUUAAAAAUGAAUAUUUCCCCGUCAAUGAUGAUAAUUAUAUUUUUUGCGAAUUCACCGCUGAUGAUGAUUAAAAAAUUAUGCACAAAAAUAAUCAAUAUUAGAAAUUAAAUUGUAAGGAAAAUUUAUUUCAAAAAAUGUUUUACGAAAAAAAAGAA